CUGAAUUAAUAAAAGAGCAGGGAAUGAAAAUUGUACAUCAAAUAUUUUUCAAAAGCAAUUCCAUCGAUUUAAUUACGAGUUCUCGAUGAUGGGCUGAAUUUUACUGUUGCCUUCAUUGUUGUGCCCUCGUCUCCAUGGCAACCGGAAAAAUGGAUCCCAUCAAGCUGAUUGUCGUCGGUCCUGCUGGGGUAAAUCAUCGGAAUUCCCAAAACCCCUGGAUAAUAUUUAAAUUCAGGAUUUAUUUUCAGAGUGGAAAAACGACAGUUGCGAAUUUUUUGGCUGACGCCAGUGAGAUCCCCUUCGAGUACAGGCCAACCCAGGGUGUCAGGAUCCUCGAGUUCGAUGUGUCAAACGUCAACACGAAGACGAAUCAAUCGAAAGUGGACAUCGAGCUCUGGGACUGCAGUGGAGAUCGCAGGUUUGAGAGCUGUUGGUCAGCCUUCAGGAGAGACACCCAGGGGGUGAUCUUCGUGUACUCGAAGCUGACGCCCGACCUCGUCUGGGAAUUGGAGAAGCUCUACGAUUAUUUCGUUUCCCAGACGAAGCUGGAGCCGAAGAACUGCGUGGUGUUUUACUUCGCGGGAGACAAGUCCCACCUGGACCCCCCAAAACGGAUAUCCCCAACAUUCGCUAAAAUAUCUCAAGUGAACUGCAACAUCGAGGACGACGGAAAUAAAUUGAAGAGCGAUUUCCAGACCUUCCUGGGGACCCUGAUGACGAUGAUCCAGGAGAGGAAGGAGCAGGAGGAGAGCAUCAUCCUCAGAGGCAACACGACCUUCAGAUAAAAAUAAAAAUAGGCGAAAAAUUCAUCAACAACCCCAACAAUUUUCAUUCAGAAUUCCCACUGUACACGUAAAACUAUUAACAAAAUGGCAAUUGA
Messenger RNA from Fopius arisanus, 880 nucleotides. Its product is annotated as intraflagellar transport protein 22 homolog. The transcript is spliced from 3 exons. Gene Ontology annotation, cellular component: endomembrane system. NCBI's taxonomy places the organism in Eukaryota, Metazoa, Arthropoda, Insecta, Hymenoptera, Braconidae. The record is from RefSeq and is a predicted model, not a curated record. The coding region runs from base 135 to 785 and encodes 216 amino acids. Gene Ontology annotation, biological process: intracellular protein transport. Gene Ontology annotation, molecular function: GTPase activity.